CUCCCUCCGCCUGCUCCACUGCACAGCUCCAGCUCCCCUUGCCCGCUCCGCCACGCGCCCUCCUUGCCUGGGCCCGCACCACCGCAUGCCCCGCUCUCCCCCCACUCUGCCCCUGCCUGCUUUGCCAUGCGCCCCUCGCCUGGGCCCGCUCCACUGUAUGUCCCCCUCUCCCUCCGCCUGCUCCAAUGCAUGCCUCUAGCUCCCCCCACCGGCUCCGCUGCGUGGCCUCCUCACCUGGGCCUGCUCCACCAUAUGCCCCCCUCUCCUGGCUGCUCCGCUGUGCGCCUGCAGCUCCCCCCGUCCGCUCCACCACAUGCCCUCCUUGCCUGGGCCCGCUCCACCAUAUGCCCCGCUCUCCCUCCACCUGCUCCGCUGCACGGCUCCAGUUCCCCUCGCCCGCUCUGCCGCGCACCCCCCCUUGCCUGGGCCCGCUCCAUCGUAUGCCCUGCUCUCCCCCUGGCUGCUCUACUGUGCGUCUGCAGCUGCCCUCGUCCGCUCCGCCGCUCCCUCCUCGCCUGGGCCCGCUCCACCAUAUGCCCCGCUCUCUUUCCACCUGCUCCGCCACGUGCCUCCAGCUCCCCUCGCCCGCUCCGCCACAUGCCCUCCUUCCUGGGCCCGCACCACUGCAUGCCCCGCCCUCCCCCCACUCUGCCCCCCCUGCUUUGCCACACACCCCCGCCUGCUCGGCUGCAUGCCCCCCUCGCCUGGGUCCGCUCCACCAUAUGCCCCGCUCUCCCUCCACGUGCUCCACUGUGCGGCUCCAGCUCCUCUCGCCCGCUCCGCCACGUGCCUCCAGCUCCCCUCGCCCGCUCCACCGCUCCCUCCUCGCCUGGGCCCACUUCACCGCAUGCCCCCCUCUCCCACAAACUCUGCCCCCGUCUGCUUCACCCCGCCCUCUCUGCUAGUGCCUCCUCCCCUGGGCCUGCUUCACCGCAUGCCCCCCUCUCCCACAAACUCUGCCCCCGUCUGCUUCGCCCCGCCCUCUCUGCUAGUGCCUCCUCGCCUGGGCCCGCUUCACCGCAUGCCCCCCUCUCCCACAAACUCUGCCCCGUCUGCUUCGCCCCGCCCUCUCUGCUAGUGCCUCCUCGCCUGGGCCCGCUUCACCGCAUGCCCCCCUCUCCCACAAACUCUGCCCCCGUCUGCUUCGUCCCGCCCUCUCUGCUAGUGCCUCCUCCCCUGGGCCUGCUUCACCGCAUGCCCCCCUCUCCCACAAACUCUGCCCCGUCUGCUUCGCCCCGCCCUCUCUGCUAGUGCCUCCUCGCCUGGGCCCGCUUCACCGCAUGCCCCCCUCUCCCACAAACUCUGCCCCCGUCUGCUUCGCCCCGCCCUCUCUGCUAAUGCCUCCUCGCCUGGGCCUGCUUCACCGCAUGCCCCCCUCUCCCACAAACUCUGCCCCCGUCUGCUUCGCCCCGCCCUCUCUGCUAGUGCCUCCUCGCCUGGGCCCGCUUCACCGCAUGCCCCCCUCUCCCACAAACUCUGCCCCCGUCUGCUUCGCCCCGCCCUCUCUGCUAGUGCCUCCUCGCCUGGGCCUGCUUCACCGCAUGCCCCCCUCUCCCACAAACUCUGCCCCGUCUGCUUCGCCCCGCCCUCUCUGCUAGUGCCUCCUCGCCUGGGCCUGCUUCACCGCAUGCCCCCCUCUCCCACAAACUCUGCCCCCGUCUGCUUCGCCCCGCCCUCUCUGCUAGUGCCUCCUCGCCUGGGCCUGCUUCACCGCAUGCCCCCCUCUCCCACAAACUCUGCCCCCGUCUGCUUCGCCCCGCCCUCUCUGCUAGUGCCUCCUCCCCUGGGCCUGCUUCACCGCAUGCCCCCCUCUCCCACAAACUCUGCCCCCGUCUGCUUCGCCCCGCCCUCUCUGCUAGUGCCUCCUCGCCUGGGCCCGCUUCACCGCAUGCCCCCCUCUCCCACAAACUCUGCCCCCGUCUGCUUCGCCCCGCCCUCUCUGCUAGUGCCUCCUCGCCUGGGCCCGCUUCACCGCAUGCCCCCCUCUCCCCCUGCCCGCUCCGCUGCGCACCUCCAGCUCCCCUCGCCC
Molecule: messenger RNA, 2029 nt
Organism: Gopherus evgoodei (Goodes thornscrub tortoise)
Lineage: Eukaryota; Metazoa; Chordata; Testudines; Testudinidae
Product: vegetative cell wall protein gp1-like
Exons: 1
Coding region: 127-1251 (374 amino acids)
Source: RefSeq, a predicted model, not a curated record